UCCCCAGCCUGCACAAAGCAGAGAAGGGUGCCUGUCGGUCUUCAUGGCUCUCCACUUAGUCCUGAGCUGAUUCCAGCCCCAGAGGCGUCAGUCUGCUCUAUAAAUUCCUUUGUGAAACCUGAGAGCCUGCGCUGCAAGGAGAGCAAAGAUCUUGGAGGGGUUACAGUUUCCCUCCACCCUAAAAGAUCUGCUUGUGUUGGCAGCAGAAGAGUCUGUUUUUCCAAACAGGCUCUUCCCUUUCUUCUGUGAAUUUAGUUCAGAAAACCCUGCCAGGCUCCUAAGCGGGAGAGCCAUUAGGACACAGUGAACGCAGGAUCUGGAAAUGACGUAAGAAGUCACCAGCUGGUCAAAUGUUAGAAAGCCCAUCUUUUGAAAGCAGCACACUGUUUCGGCGGCAGGACAGGAGGGACAGCGGGGACCGAAGCCAGCUGCUGCCUCUUGUAAGACUUUGGGUUUCACGGCUGGCCGGGGCUCUGGGCCCUGUGACCCCGGGGUUCAACGAAGCUGUUGGCCUGGAUCCCCGUGUGCCGACGGAUGCCACACUAUUGUCCUGUCACCAGAACUCUUCCUGCCCAGUUAGCAGUCCUUUUUCUACAGUGGAUUCCAGCAAAGGCGAGAAUUUGGGCAGAGAUCUUCAGAUGGGAAGGAGGGGAGAAGAAGCCGUAUCAAGAUCCCUAAGGUCUUGGGGAGUUUGGAAAAGCAUAUUCAAAAUGACUAUUGCUUUGAUUUCAUUUUGGCCUCAAGUUCAUCCUGACAUUUGUCUUCGUAUUAACAGAAGAUAUAAGAUUUUCAUGUUUAUCAAAUGGGAGUGUGUCUUUAAAAUGACUGGGCUGGUGAAGGCUUUAUGGACCAUUUCCUCCUCUAGAGUCUUUGGAGAAUCAACUGUGCCAUCUGCAUAUAAUGCUGCAGUCAUAAAUGUUUAUUUCUACCUUUUGAUUCAGUGGUUUGAAGACCUCAAUAAAAUUUUAGGGCCCCAGAGAUCAUUUUGCUCAAAGCUCUCCUUUGGUAACUGGAGGAUUUGAGAUCCUAAUUGGUGAGAGGACUCGCUCAACUAGACACAGGACAAGGCCAGGAUUAAAAGCCAGGUUCCCUAUUUCCUCAGCCCACAUUCUUCAUACUUACAUACUUCCCUGACCCUCCUUGGCUUUGUGGCAGAAGCAGCAUGUUCUAUUGUCUGCAGUUUCCUUUAAAUACUUCAGUAAAACUGUAAAGACUCCCUGAGGGCAGGGGAAUUUGUCUGCUGUGAACUUUGGUAUAUCUCAGCUCUAUAAAAAUGCCUGACACAUAAUAGGCCCAAAUAAAUAUUGAAUGAAUAAA
Molecule: messenger RNA, 1317 nt
Organism: Canis lupus familiaris (dog)
Lineage: Eukaryota; Metazoa; Chordata; Mammalia; Carnivora; Canidae
Exons: 3
Coding region: 351-1022 (223 amino acids)
Source: RefSeq, a predicted model, not a curated record